Closterium sp. NIES-65 is the source of this 624-nucleotide messenger RNA. The record is from the annotation of a GenBank genome assembly. Lineage: Eukaryota; Viridiplantae; Streptophyta; Zygnematophyceae; Desmidiales; Closteriaceae.
AUGCCACUCGCACCCACCCUGCACCCCGCAUACCUCUCUCCCACUCUCCACCAUCCCUCCCACUCUCCACCAUCCCUCCCACUCUCCACCAUCCGUCCCACAUCUCUCCCCCCUUCCUCCCCCUCUCACCAGGUGGAGCACACGAUCCAGUGGGGCGUGGGCCUCCUGGGCAUCCAUCUGGCGCGCGUGCCCAAGAUGACUUUGACAUGUCUCACAACCCACUCCCCGCCUCUCUUCCCUUCCUCACGCCAGGUGGAGCACAAGAUCCAGUCGGGUGCAGGCCCACUGGACAUCCACCUGGCGCGCGUGCCCAAGAUGAUUCCCCUCCUGCGCUCCCUCUGGUGCCCCUCCGCCCUCCUCGUCUCCUUCAAGCUGGAGACGGACAGCAGCAUUCUGCUCAGCAAGGCGCGCUCAGCCCUGCAGAAGAACCAGGUGCAUGCGGUGGUGGCCAAUGAGCUGCUGACACGUGGCAGUAAGGUGGUGCUGGUGACGGAAGAGGGGGAGGAGGUGAUAGAGCGGGGCGAGGGGGGGGUUGAGGGGAAGGGGGCAGUUGGAGAUGUGGAGGAGCCACUGGUGAAGCUGCUAGCAGCCAUGCACCACACGCACUGCCAGCGGGAUCGAUAG